AAACUAUGGCUGCGGCUAGGUGCUAGGAAAGACAGUUUUUCAGCAAAUAUUCAAGUUUUUCGUUGUGCAAAAGUUUUUUGAAAUCGGGUAAGAACGAUUUAAUAAUAUAUCAAGCUUAUUCAGCGAGUGCAGUGAUUAGGAAUGGCGUCUGAAGAAGAAGUGGAGGAAUCUUUCGCCGGAGGCGAAGAUGAAGCUGCUGAGGAAGCCACGGAGCUAGUCGAUAAUGACGAUGGGUCGGACGAGGGUCCGCCAAAAGGAGGGGUAAGUUCCAUAAUGGAAGAAGAUGAUGACUAUGAACCAGAGGAUGGACGCAAGAAAAAGAAGGGAAAGAAAAGGAAAGCUCGCUCCGAAGGAGAGGGAGGAAGUAAACGAGGCCGUAAGAAGAAGAAAAAGAAGAAGAAUGAUAGCGGCGAUGAAAGCGACUUUGGAGGCGAUGAUGAGAACGCUGGCGAUUCUGACUACAGUGGAGGGAGAAGAUCAAGCAAAAAGUCUAAGGGCAAGCAUGCUUCUUCAACUCCAACUACACCGUCGGUAGAUGGGUCAAAUACAGGUGGAAUGCCUACGAUUGAAGAAGUAUGUUCCACUUUCGGUUUAAAUGACGUAGAAAUUGAUUACACCGAUCAAGACAUGCAAAACUUAACAUCGUACAAGUUAUUCCAGCAGCAUGUGAGACCGUUCUUGACAAAGGAAAAUCCUAAAGUGCCAAUGUCUAAGCUGAUGAUGUUAGUAGCCGCCAAGUGGCGAGAUUUUUCCAACAUUAAUCCUCAUCUCCAAUCGGAGAAUUCCGAACCGUCAAGUUCGUUGGUAUCCGAUGAUACUUUUUCAAAACCAAUGCGAGCUUCAAGAGCUUCCAAAGAAAUUGCAUCAAAAAUUGUCGAAGCUGAAGCUGAAGAAUUUGACGACGAUGACGAAGAUGAUGAAGAAGAUGAACGAAGCUUAUCCAGUUUCAAGGAAAAGAAGAAGCGUGGACGUAAACCAUCAGCUAGGGGGAAAAAAACGUCCAAGGUCCCUACACUUAAAAUUAAGCUGGGAAAGAGGAAGAGGGGCAGUUCAGAAGAGGACGAAGUCAGCAAUGCCGGCUCAGAUAAAGACUCCGAUGCUGAGUUUGAACAGAUGUUGCAAGAUACUGAUGAUCCUAAAUCUAAAUCAAGUGACAAUAACGACGCGGGUUCGUCUAAAGCUACAUCCGAGGCCGGUGACGAGGUUCUUCCGAAACGGAAAGCUAAAACAAAGAUUGGUGUUAAGUCUAAAAGAAAACGUAAAACAAAGCAGAAAGAUGAUGAGCCUUAUGAGGUACAAACACUUAUAAAUAUUUGUUUAUUAGAGUUAAUUUAUUCUUUUUUACAGCAUCAAGAUUAUUGUGAAGUUUGUCAACAAGGCGGAGAAAUUAUACUUUGUGACACUUGUCCUCGUGCUUAUCACUUGGUAUGUCUUGAACCCGAACUUGAUGAAGCUCCUGAAGGUAAAUGGAGUUGCCCACAUUGCGAAAGUGAAGGACCAGCCGAUCAAGACGAUGAUGAGCAUCAGGAAUUUUGCCGCGUGUGCAAGGAUGGCGGAGAACUUCUUUGUUGCGAUUCUUGCCCCUCGGCGUACCACACCCAUUGCCUUAACCCACCUCUAACUGAUGUGCCAGAUGGGGACUGGAAAUGUCCGCGAUGCAGCUGUCCAGCGCUCAAAGCCAAAGUAGCGAAGAUCUUAACAUGGAGAUGGAGCGAUGUAGAUGUUGUCAACAAAGAUAAGAACGGCAAAGAAGAAAUUACCAAGCAUCGUCGUCGUGAGUUUUUCGUAAAAUGGCACGAAUUGUCUUAUUGGCACUGCAGUUGGAUAACAGAACUGCAGUUGGACGUAUACCAUCCACUAAUGUUCCGCAGCUACACUCGCAAGUAUGAUAUGGAAGAGCCCCCCAAAUUUGAAGAACCAAUUGAUGAAGCCGAUACUCGUUGCACUCGACUUCUUAAAAUGGGAGGUAGUACUAAUGAUCAAGAAAUGGAAGAGAAGUAUUACAAAUUUGGCGUUAAGCCGGAAUGGCUUAUCGUUCACAGGGUCAUCAAUCAUCGCACCAUGAGAGAUGGGAGGACUUUAUAUUUAGUAAAGUGGAGAGAAUUGUCAUAUGAUCAAGCGACAUGGGAAGAAGAGGGAGAUGAUAUAGCUGGUUUGAAAACGGCGAUUGAAUAUUACCAAGACUUAAGAGCAGCAACUUUAAGUGGAGGGAAAACUGGCAGAAAACCUAAAUCUUCUAAAUCGUCCAAGUCUAAAGCGCGAGAAUUGUUAGAUGAUGAGGACAGAAUUACCCCGAGGCGGUAUACACCACCUCCAGACAAACCAAUGUCUGACCUAAAAAAGAAGUUGGACAAGCAACCGCUCUAUUUGGAUGAAUGCGGAAUGCAAUUACAUGAAUAUCAAUUAGAAGGAAUUAAUUGGUUGCGUUAUUCAUGGGCAAAUGGCAUUGACACUAUUCUGGCGGACGAAAUGGGUCUCGGAAAAACCAUUCAAACUAUAACUUUCUUGUAUUCUUUAUAUAAAGAGGGCCAUUGCAAAGGGCCAUUUUUAGUGUCUGUGCCCCUUUCUACCAUCAUUAAUUGGGAAAGGGAAUUUGAAACAUGGGCGCCUGAUUUUUAUUGCAUCACCUAUGUUGGUGAUAAAGACUGCAGAGCCGUAAUUCGUGAAAACGAGUUGACAUUUGAAGAGGGAGCUGUAGCUCGAUCGGGAAGAGUAUCCAAAAUAAAAUCAAAUUCAAUUAAAUUUAACGUCCUAUUGACGAGUUAUGAACUGGUUUCCAUCGAUUCUGCCUGUUUAGCUUCAAUUGAUUGGGCUGUGUUAGUAGUCGAUGAGGCUCAUCGACUUAAAAGUAAUCAGUCAAAAUUCUUUAAGAUUCUCAGUAGUUACAGUAUUCAAUAUAAACUGUUAUUGACUGGUACACCUCUACAAAACAACCUGGAAGAAUUGUUCCAUCUGCUCAACUUUUUAAAUGCUCAGAAGUUCGACGAUUUGCAAACAUUCCAAAACGAAUUUGCAGAUAUCUCUAAAGAGGAUCAGGUUAAAAAGUUGCACGAAAUGUUAGGGCCCCAUAUGUUGCGACGUUUAAAAACCGACGUAUUGAAAAGCAUGCCGUCAAAAUCUGAAUUUAUCGUCAGAGUUGAACUGAGUCCGAUGCAAAAAAAAUAUUAUAAAUACAUUUUAACAAGAAAUUUCGAAGCGCUUAACCCAAAAGGUGGUGGUCAGCAAGUUUCCUUACUAAAUAUUAUGAUGGACUUGAAGAAAUGUUGCAACCAUCCUUAUUUAUUUCCCGCUGCAGCCGAAGAAGCUCCUCUUGGAUUCCAUGGACAGUACGAUAUUCAGCAUUUAACUAAAUCCGCAGGAAAACUGGUGUUGCUAUCAAAAAUGCUGAAGAAACUUAAGGAUCAAGGACACAGGGUUUUGAUUUUUUCUCAAAUGACAAAAAUGUUGGAUAUUCUUGAAGAUUUCUUAGAAGGAGAAGGCUACAAAUACGAGAGAAUUGAUGGAGCGAUAACUGGUAGUCAACGUCAAGAAGCAAUCGACAGAUUCAAUGCACCUGGAGCAAUCCAGUUUGUCUUUUUAUUGUCCACCCGUGCUGGAGGCCUUGGCAUCAAUUUGGCUACCGCAGAUACUGUGAUUAUUUAUGAUUCUGAUUGGAAUCCACAUAAUGAUAUUCAAGCCUUUUCCAGAGCACAUCGUAUUGGUCAAGCCAAUAAAGUGAUGAUAUACCGGUUUGUUACUCGCAAUAGUGUUGAAGAGCGGGUGACUCAAGUGGCCAAAAGAAAAAUGAUGUUGACUCAUUUAGUUGUGCGACCCGGUAUGGGUGGAAAAGGUGCAAAUUUCACGAAGCAAGAGUUGGAUGAUAUUUUGCGAUUUGGAACAGAAGAGCUAUUUAAAGAGGAGGAGGGCAAAGAGGAGGAGGCCAUUCAUUAUGAUGAUAAAGCAGUGGGUGAACUUCUUGAUCGCAGUAAAGAGGGCAUUGAACAAAAGGAGUCCUGGGCGAACGAAUAUCUCAGUUCCUUCAAAGUGGCAAGUUAUGCUACCAAAGAGGGUGAAAAUGAAGAAGAGGUUGAUACUGAAAUUAUUAAGCAAGAAGCUGAGAAUACAGAUCCAGCAUAUUGGAUUAAGCUUUUGAGGCAUCAUUAUGAACAGCAACAAGAAGACAUCGCCCGAACUUUAGGAAAAGGGAAACGUGUGCGAAAACAAGUUAACUAUAAUGAUGGUGGCAUGACAACAGAAACUCGAGAUGACAGCACAUGGCAAGAAAAUUUGUCGGACUACAAUAGUGACUUUUCUGGUGGAUCGGAUAAAGAUGAAGAAGAUGACGAUUUCGACGAAAAGAAUGAAGGAGAUAUUAACCGAAGAAGUAGAAGACGCAUGGAGAGAAAAGAUGAAAGAGAUAGACCGUUACCGCCACUAUUAGCAAGAGUAGGUGGCAAUAUCGAGGUUCUAGGAUUUAACGCGCGUCAACGCAAAGCAUUCUUAAACGCAAUCAUGCGCUAUGGAAUGCCACCGCAGGACGCCUUUAAUUCCCAAUGGUUAGUACGAGAUUUGCGAGGAAAGUCAGAAAAGAACUUCAAGGCGUACGUAUCGCUAUUUAUGCGGCAUCUAUGUGAGCCUGGUGCCGAUAACUCCGAUACGUUCGCUGAUGGUGUACCACGUGAAGGACUGAGCAGACAACAUGUUUUAACACGGAUUGGAGUUAUGUCUUUGAUUAGGAAGAAGGUUCAAGAGUUUGAACAUAUAAACGGAGACUACAGUAUGCCAGAGCUCAUUAAAAAGGCAAUUUUGGAGCAAAACAAGCCGGCCAGCAGUGGAGAUGGAGAUACACCAAAAAGUGCAACGACGAGUACAAGUGCUACCCCUGCAACUAGUGCUGCUCCAAGUCCAGCGCCAAUAUUUAGUGAAACAUCUGAAAAAGAAAAAUCGGAAAGCGACGAGGUCAAGGAGAAAGAAGCUGCGCCUGAGUGCAGUGAAGAUGAUAAAGGCAAAACUAUCGAAGACAAAACUGAUAUUGCCAAAGAGAAGGUCGAUACUGAGGACAUGAAACAUGAGCCUGAGGAAACCAAACAAGACGUUAAACCGGAUGCCGAAGUCAAAAGCGAACUGAAACCGGAGAACGCCAUAAAAGAGGAGUCUGGUGUUCAAGAUGAAAAGAAAGAAACCGAAAGCGAUGUUAAAAUGGACGUUGAUGUCAAGGAAGAAAAGAUAGUUGAUAAGAAAGAUGACGACAUUGUGCUAUUAGACGAAGAUAAGAAGGACAAGAAGGAAAUAAUCGAAACUCCCGAUAAAAGGAAGUUUAUGUUCAACAUUGCUGAUGGUGGAUUUACCGAACUACAUACUUUAUGGCUCAAUGAGGAGAAAGCAGCCACUCCUGGUCGCGAAUACGAGAUUUGGCAUCGUCGACAUGAUUAUUGGUUACUAGCUGGUAUUGUCACGCACGGAUAUGGAAGAUGGCAAGAUAUUCAAGCGGAUGCCAGGUUUGCAAUCAUCAACGAGCCCUUCAAAAUGGACGUUGGCAAGGGAAAUUUCUUAGAAAUUAAGAAUAAAUUUCUAGCACGAAGAUUCAAGCUCUUAGAACAGGCGCUCGUCAUUGAAGAACAACUACGACGCGCUGCAUAUUUAAAUUUAACCCAGGAUCCAAACCAUCCAGCAAUGUCGUUAAAUGCCCGGUUUGCAGAAGUAGAAUGUCUGGCUGAAUCACAUCAACAUCUGAGUAAAGAAUCGCUGGCCGGCAAUAAACCAGCAAACGCUGUGCUUCACAAAGUUUUAAACCAGUUGGAAGAAUUGUUGAGUGAUAUGAAGUCUGACGUGUCUAGACUACCUGCUACAUUAGCGAGGAUUCCGCCAGUGGCUCAAAGAUUGCAAAUGUCCGAGAGAAGUAUUCUAUCAAGGCUCGCGGCAACAUCAUCAUCAAACAGUCAAACCACUGCUCAAGUAAUGAGCCAAUUUCCACCUGGUUUUAACGCAGGCGCUUUAGCCGGUUUUGCGGCUGCAAACUUCUCGAGCUUCAGGCCACAAUAUUCAGUUCCAGGGCAGCCACCGAGUGGAUUUCCUUCCUAAAUCAAUACAUAAGAAAUUUGCGUUUAAAAUAGAAUCGUUGUGUAUUCUGUGGUAAAACUGACAUGAUAUUUGGAUGCUUAUUACAGAUUUGAAUCUGCAACGAUAUAUUUAAUUCGUACAAUGCUCCAAUAAGCCUCAAAAUCUACUGCUCUGGAUGUUAGUACAUUAUAAAGUUGUAGACUUAAUUUAGUAUAAAUUAUUUUUUUGUGCAGUUAUAAGAAUUUUAGUUUAUUUUUGUGAAAAUUUCUUUAUAUGCAUUUUUGUAUCUGUACUUUUCUAGGCUCUAUUUGGUUUAAUCGUAAUAAAAAUAACUUCCGGAAA
Dendroctonus ponderosae (mountain pine beetle) is the source of this 6381-nucleotide messenger RNA. RefSeq names its product chromodomain-helicase-DNA-binding protein Mi-2 homolog (gene Mi-2). Gene Ontology annotation, molecular function: histone binding; ATP binding; ATP-dependent chromatin remodeler activity. The record is from RefSeq and is a predicted model, not a curated record. Bases 142 to 6060 code for a protein of 1972 amino acids. Gene Ontology annotation, biological process: negative regulation of transcription by RNA polymerase II; chromatin remodeling. The transcript is spliced from 29 exons. Gene Ontology annotation, cellular component: chromatin; nucleus. NCBI's taxonomy places the organism in Eukaryota, Metazoa, Arthropoda, Insecta, Coleoptera, Curculionidae.